Microthlaspi erraticum is the source of this 1278-nucleotide messenger RNA. The record is from the annotation of a GenBank genome assembly. Lineage: Eukaryota; Viridiplantae; Streptophyta; Magnoliopsida; Brassicales; Brassicaceae.
AUGGCUAUGAAGCUUAUACACCGCGACUCAAUGCCCCUUCUCAACUCAAAACCUAGAGCUCCAGCCACUCCAGAAGAUCAUAUACAACACUUGACAGACAUUUCAUCAGCCCGGUUUAAGUAUCUAACUAACUCAAUAGACAAAGAGCUAGGCAACAGCGACUUCCAAGUAGAUGUGCAACAAGCAAUCAAAACAUCACUCUUCUUUGUGAAUUUCUCAAUAGGACAGCCUCCGGUACAACAGUACACAAUCAUGGACACAGGAAGCUCACUUCUAUGGAUCAGAUGUCUUCCCUGCAAACAUUCCUUAUCAUCUCCACCUCUCUUCAAUCCAUCACUCUCUUCAACAUACUCAGAGUAUUCUUGCCACGAUGGCUUCUGCAGGUACGGACCAACCGGGAGAUGUGGCUCAUCAGAAGAGUGUCUCUACGACCAAGUCUACAUAAACGGUGCUGGCUCAAAAGGUGUUCUUGCUAAAGAACAGUUAACGUUCACAACACCAAACGGGAACAGAGUCUUGACAAGACCUGUUGGCUUCGGUUGUGGCCAUGAGAAUGGAGACCAGUUGGAGAGUGAGCUUACAGGGAUUUUGGGUUUAGGAGCUAGACAGACGUCGCUCGCGGUGCAGCUAGGUUCCAAAUUCUCUUACUGCAUCGGCGACUUAUCUAACAAGAACUACGGUUUCAACCAGCUGGUUCUUGGUGAGGACGCUGAUGUUCUUGGCGAUCCAACGCGUAUUCAGACAGAGAAUGGUAUCUACUACAUGAAUCUUGAAGGGAUUAGUGUUGGUGACAAGCAACUGAACAUCGAACCGGUUGUGUUCACUAAAAGAGGGGAAAGAACAGGAGUCAUACUCGACUCAGGGACGCUCUACACUUGGUUAGCUGAUAGAGCUUACAGAGAGCUACACAAUGAAGUGAGAUCAAUUCUUGAUACGCAGCUGGAGAGGUUCUGGUAUAGGGACUACUUGUGUUACCAUGGGAGAGUAGGCGAAGAGCUUAUAGGCUUUCCUGUGGUGACGUUUAGAUUUGCAGGAGGAGCUGAGCUUGCUAUGGAGGCUGGAAGCAUGUUUUAUGCGAUGAACGAACCGGAUGUGUAUCAGAACGUGUUUUGUAUGGCGGUGAGGCCGACGACAGACCAUGGAAGACAGUAUAAAGAUUUCACAGCUAUUGGGUUGAUGGCACAACAGUACUACAACAUUGCUUAUGACCUGAAUGAACAAAACGUUUAUCUCCAGAGAAUUGAUUGUGUUCUACUUGAUGAUUAUUCUCCAUCAUGA